Salvia miltiorrhiza (redroot sage) is the source of this 1890-nucleotide messenger RNA. RefSeq names its product BTB/POZ and MATH domain-containing protein 2-like. Gene Ontology annotation, biological process: protein ubiquitination. The coding region runs from base 364 to 1584 and encodes 406 amino acids. The record is from RefSeq and is a predicted model, not a curated record. Gene Ontology annotation, molecular function: protein binding. The transcript is spliced from 4 exons. Lineage: Eukaryota; Viridiplantae; Streptophyta; Magnoliopsida; Lamiales; Lamiaceae.
GUAUGAACACAAAUCUACGAACCAACAACUCCAGCUUCCUAAAUUCUCUCUCUAAAAGCGCCCUUUCUCUCUAGAAUAAAGAGCUCCGCUUUCUUCGCCAUUUCUUCCCGAAACCCUAGAAAUCAAUCCGACCUAUCUGAAUUGUCAAUUCCGGUUCCGUUCAAACGUCAAAGACGCUAGAUUCCCUCGCAAUCGCUCCCCGUUCGGAAACCCUAUCCCAUUUCCAUCAAUUCAAUCAAAACGCUGCCUAAAUACGUUCGGAUUUUGCCCAGAUCUGUCGUCAAUUCCCGAAACUUCUUCAUCAAUUCCUUUUUACCUGAUUAAUUUCUUGUUAUUGCCUGAAUUUUUUAGUGGGCAGCGUGUAUGGUUGAAAUGGGGAGAGUUAACAGGGAGAUAUGUAAACCGUCUGCUUCAUCGGAGCCAGCCGUGACGACAUCAACGUCAAUAACGGAAACCGUUAACGGUUCUCAUGAGUUUAAGAUUACGGGAUACUCAUUGUCGAAGGGAAUUGGGAUUGGGAAGUACAUAGCGUCGGAUACGUUUAUGGUUGGCGGGUACGAUUGGGCGAUUUAUUUCUACCCUGAUGGGAAGAGCGCGGAGGAUAAUGCCACCUACGUUUCGCUUUUCAUCGCGUUAGCGAGUGAGGGAACGGAUGUGAGGGCGCUUUUUGAGCUGACUCUGUUGGAUCAGAGUGGAAGAGAGAGACACAAGGUUCAUAGCCAUUUCGGCAGGGCGCUGGAGACUGGGCCUUAUACGCUUAAAUAUCGAGGCAGCAUGUGGGGAUAUAAGCGCUUCUUCAAAAGAACUGCUCUGGAAACUUCCGACUACCUAAAAGAUGAUUGUCUUCAAGUCCGUUGCUGUGUUGGUGUUGUAAGGUCUCACACAGAAGGACCCAAGAUCUACUCUAUACCAUUGCCCCCAUCAGACAUUGGUCAGCAAUUUGGGAAUCUGCUUGAAAAUGGAAAAGGAACUGAUGUAAAUUUUGAAGUGGAUGAAGAAAUUUUUUCUGCUCACAAGUUGGUACUUGCAGCUCGGUCUCCAGUAUUCAGGGCUCAAUUAUAUGGCCCAUUGAAGGAUCAGAAUACACAGCGUAUAAAAGUUGAGGACAUGGAGGCACCUGUUUUUAAGGCUUUACUUCAUUUUAUAUACUGGGAUACAUUACCUGAUAUGGAAGAGCUUACUGGAACAAACUCAAAAUGGGCUUCAACCUUGAUGUCCCAGCACCUGCUUGCUGCUGCUGAUCGGUAUGGUCUUGAUCGGCUCAGAUUGCUUUGUGAGGCUAACCUCUGUGAGGAUGUUGCUAUUAAUACUGUUGCAACAACAUUAGCUCUGGCGGAACAACACCACUGUUUCCAGCUAAAAGCUGUCUGUCUCAAAUUUGUGGCAUCGCCUGAAAAUCUUAGAGCUGUAAUGCAGACGGAUGGGUUUGAAUACUUGAAAGAAAGCUGUCCCAGUGUUCUAACUGAAUUGUUGGAAUAUGUAGCGAGGGUCAACGAACACUCUAUUGCCAUUGGCAAGCAAGGAGUUGAAGGCAUCCCGGAUGGUGGUGAUGUCCAUGGCAGACGCGUGAAGCAAAGAUUAUAACGCGUGAGUUGCUAGUGACUGGUAGUUUUCAGAUAGCUAAGAAAGAAAAUAGCAUAGGUUCUCUUGUUAGGGUUGAUUUAGGAUCAUUUUUCCUGUUGCAUCUCGUUCGACGCAGCUGUAAAUGUCUUGUGAUCUAAAAGGUCGGUCUUUCUAGAGUCUUGUAUCUGUUGUGAGUUUGUAAUAUGUGUAUUGUUCCCAUGAUUUUGAGGGUACGAGAUGUUAAACAAAAGUACUUGUAAUUGAGUUGAGCCCAAUACUUUGUGAUUGAUAUCUUUUGAUUAUUGAUUCAUCUUCUCUUGUUGAGCA